AUGUCGGUCUGUCGGUCUUUGAUGCACUUGGAGACACAAAAGGGUGGUUGUGCCUAUGAGGCCAUUGGGCGGGUCUACAAGGAUGCACCGACCAUUUGCUUGGUGGUGGUCCUCGUCAUUGCGCUGGUGAUUCUGAUCUUGGUGCUGUUCAGCACUUGCGUGGCUCGAGUGAUGGGCGCGAAAGGUGCAGUGACCGUCGACUUGAUCCUGUUUUGGCUCUUUGCGCGUCUGGUUGCGCGAGCGCUGAUGUUCCCUGGAUCCUUGAAGAUCUUCCAGCGGAGCACGGAGGCCAACUACAGGGUGGAGGUGGCGCGACACUAUAUCCUUUACGUGAGACAUCUUUGGCAUUUCCUCCGUCACGCCUCUCGCCUCUCUGAGAGCUCCAUGAAGGGCGUGACCCUUGAAGGUUUAGCGUGGGCUCUUGGCUUCAGGUGUCGAGUGUUGAUACCAGAUGAUUCUAUCACCGAGGAGAAGUCGUGUUCUGCGAUCGCAUCCCUGGCGAACUCCCUGCGGACGCAGGAGCAGCAUGAGGAGCGGCCGAGCCGAUCUUUGCUCAAGCUACCACACACAAUCCAGUGCUUGGUUGUCAUCCGAAUUCAGGUGCGUCUGAGUGCGCAGCAACGUCAGGACUUGGAACGUUGGCUUCCAACCCUUCAGGCCAGCGAGUUGGCUGAAUUGCAUAUGUCUCAGAGCGAGGUGCUUGGAAGAUCUGAGUUGUUGUCCAGUGAAGGCGUCAAAGAGCGCAUGAAUCAACUGGAGAAGUUACUCUCGGUGAUGGAGGAGCUUCGGAAUCCACGAAGCCCCAGAGGAAUGCUCAUGACAGUGCUGCGGUUUCUUCAGGCGCCCACGGUCGGAUCUCUGGGCCAGCUUCGUGCCGAGUUGCAGCUGCACUACUCUGGGCAACAACUCUGGGUACCUACAAGAGGCGGUCAUCGAUUAGACGCGAUGUUCAUCCCAUGCCAGCGGGGCUAUCGCCUUCCUGACUCGGAGGUGUCCAAAGACGAGACACCCCUGCUGGAGGCAGGGAUUAUGUAUUGUAUGGUGCAACCCUAA
Durusdinium trenchii is the source of this 1053-nucleotide messenger RNA. NCBI's taxonomy places the organism in Eukaryota, Dinophyceae, Suessiales, Symbiodiniaceae. The record is from the annotation of a GenBank genome assembly.